Messenger RNA from Malaya genurostris, 478 nucleotides. RefSeq lists its product as uncharacterized. The record is from RefSeq and is a predicted model, not a curated record. Bases 105 to 410 code for a protein of 101 amino acids. The transcript has 3 exons. NCBI's taxonomy places the organism in Eukaryota, Metazoa, Arthropoda, Insecta, Diptera, Culicidae.
UAAACAUUAUGAAAGUGCAUGUGGAGCGCAAACUACCAAAAUUUCGAUAAACAUAAAUUUGAUCUGGCAUCACUGUGUGUAAUUCGAUCAAAGUAUUCGGAGCAAUGUCGCUAGGACCAUUUUUCCGCUCUCCGUUCACGGAUUUGACCGCUUCAAUGGUCAAUUUCCAGCAAUACGACAAAUGUGGUGAAAUGGAGAUGGCUUCUAUCGACUGCUUGGAAGCGUACGGUACCGUUCGGGGUGCAAAGAAAUGUGCUGAUAUUCUUAGCGACUUCAAAGAGUGUGUCCUCAUGGAAAAGCAAAUUUCAAGAUUCAGAGCUAUGCGUUUAGAGAGACAUCGUCAAGGUCUAUUAGGCGAAAGAAAAUCGGAAGAUUACUACGCCAAACCUCCACGCGUUGACGCAUACUGAACACUAAUCAUUUGGAGCGGUGUAUUCAAUAAAUAAUUAGUUUUUCGUUUGAACUCAGUUAAUAUUUA